This is a messenger RNA of Anoplophora glabripennis (Asian longhorned beetle), 873 nucleotides long. RefSeq names its product fork head domain-containing protein FD5 (gene fd102C). The transcript has a single exon. Lineage: Eukaryota; Metazoa; Arthropoda; Insecta; Coleoptera; Cerambycidae. Gene Ontology annotation, biological process: regulation of transcription by RNA polymerase II; cell differentiation; anatomical structure morphogenesis. Gene Ontology annotation, molecular function: DNA-binding transcription factor activity, RNA polymerase II-specific; RNA polymerase II cis-regulatory region sequence-specific DNA binding. Bases 1 to 873 code for a protein of 290 amino acids. The record is from RefSeq and is a predicted model, not a curated record.
AUGUGUAGCAACGAAAGCCCAACGAAUCACCCGUCGCCGAGGUUGCCGAUGCCUUUUUCCUUCGAGGCGAACAAUCCAAGGGCCCUUCUUCCGUUAGACCAAUACCGACUUCAGCUUUACCAGUAUGCCGUCGCUGAACGACUCCGGUAUCCGCUACUGAACCCAUUCCCGUCACCGUUGACAUGUUAUCCGCUUUUCCCGAGAGCUUUGCAACCCGAAGAACCCAAGCCCCAGCACAGCUACAUAGGGCUGAUAGCGAUGGCCAUUCUCAGUUCGCCAGAGGCCAAACUAGUCCUGUCAGACAUCUACCAACACAUCCUGGACCAUUAUCCUUACUUCAGAACGAGAGGGCCCGGGUGGAGGAACUCGAUCAGGCACAACCUGUCCCUUAACGACUGCUUCAUCAAAGCCGGACGAAGCGCCAACGGCAAGGGACACUACUGGGCCAUUCAUCCGGCAAACGUGGAGGACUUCAGAAAAGGCGACUUCAGAAGACGCAAGGCCCAAAGGAAAGUGAGGAAACACAUGGGCUUAGCCGUGGACGAGGACGGUGCGGAUUCCCCAAGUCCUCCGCCGUUGUCGGUGAGUCCACCGGUGGUUCCUGGACCUUCUACUGCUGUCUAUCCGGUCCCGUCGAGUCGGGGGGCCCCACGAAAGCGACAAUUCGACGUAGCUUCACUGCUGGCACCGGACUCCGGGGAAGAGACUAACGAAGAAGACAUAGACGUGGUCUCCAGUGAUCAGCAGGAACAACCAGAAACAAAACAACAGUGGCCUAUGUUUCCGAUUGUCGAUUACUACCAAGCGUUGCUGCACGCCAGACCCGGCGGACAGUUAAAAACUGAAACCACUACUGACAGUACUGACUCGUAA